AUGGCGACAAUGUCAUCCAAGGAUCUUCAAGAACGUGCACUCAGUGUCCUAGCGCUCGCUACGCAAAUACAAACUUGGCUCUCCAAUGCCAGCACCUCUGAACAAUCCCUGAUAGCGGAUACAUCUGUCGAACUUCUUAACAACUAUCUCGGCGAGAUACCCUUGUUCAUAGUGGCACCCUCAUCAACCAUCCGUCGUCAAUUGGACACUGAAGGAACGAAGCUAUGGAAUACUUGCACACAACUCAUAGCAAUUUCUGCUGACAAUUCCGAGCUGAAGCUAAUGAGUAAAGGUUUGAAAUCUUCGCAGCUUGCUUCUUCUGCAGAAAUUCUGACAAUCGCAGUGAAAGCUCUUGCUUUUGCAAUGAUCGACUGUGCCACGUCAGCCCACAAUCAAGGGAACAGCCGAAGCUUCGAGCUUGCUUUGAGAGCAGCCCGUACUUAUCAGGGACAUUUGGAUCUGAGUCAGAAGAUCAUCGGUGUAGCGGCUGCACGCUUAAAUGAUAUGUCUAGAAACAAGAGCAGCCACAACGGAGCGAAAGUAGAAGCCUACACGACUGAAUACUACAUGCUGCGUGUUUACUUGUCCUGGCUGCAAGGAAGAUCCGAUAUUGCAGAGCAUUUAUUCUCCAAGGUCCCGCAAGCGAGCCCAGGCGGUCAUCAAGAGACUGUUAUGGAUAUCUGCUAUCAAGUUGGGGCCCAGGCAAUCACACGUCGGCAGUUUGAUGUGGCAGCUCGAUGGCUUGAAAGAGCUCUGAGCUCAAGCGAGCUUCUUCAGAAGGAAACCCAACAAGUCAAUCCGGACCUGAAGGAUAGAAAGCUCCAGGUCUUGAUUGCUUUCGCUUGGGUUAGUCUUCAUCUCGAUACGGCAGACGCAAAGCGUCGUCUUGACAGAGCAGUAGUGUGCUUGAAAACUGAAUAUGAUGAUUCCUUCAAAGUUCAUGUUCUUCAACUUGAGAUUCUCAGCAAGGAGAAUAUUUCCGACUGCGAAGAAUAUGCUGAAAUCCUUCGACGCGCCAUUGCCGCUCUGGAGCCCAACGAUGCUGAUAUUAAGACGAAACUGAUCUCCUGCGCCCGAGAUGAUUCAAGCACGCUUGAGGCGCAUAAAGUCAUUGUUAGACACCUCGAAGAAUGCAAAUCCUCAGCAUCUACGCUGUACAUGCUGUAUGGGGUAGCUUUACGAGAUAACGACUAUACUCUUGAUCUAUACCACAAAAAGAGCGGAAUCAAAGACCGAGCCUUUAUGUAUCUCCUUGGCGAGUACGUCAAGUCCAACAACUUGAUAGCCGAGGCCCGUGGUCAUACUCCCUCUUCUGCGAAGGCCUACGAGCAAAUCCGCCAAUCCGUCCAGCGCUUCGGAACCCACAUUCAAGCUCAACUUGAUACAUGCAACACUGUACGCGAACGAGAGGCAUGGAUCAAGAAGCAUCGCCUCCUGAUCGCCUUCGACUUCGAGGCAGCCAUCAAUCUCAAGCAAUGGAACGACAUCCCUAACAUAAUCGAGAGAGCCAACACGAUCCUCGACGACCAGCUGUGCUCAGCAUUCCUAGAGUGCAUCCUCCGCUCUGGAGCGUCAGCUCCCAACAUCGCACAGGUUGUCAAGGAUAUAAUCUGCAUCUUCCACUCAUCGCCGUCUCCAUUCUUCGGCGCUGGGGACUUCCACCAGAAACUCCCCCGGUAUCUACGGUGCCUGUUUCAAAUAGCUCUAGAGGCAACAGACUACUCAUUGGCAGAAUCAGUCCUUAACCAAGCUGUCGUCCUAACUCGCGAUGGCUCAGCAGACACAGACUUGCCGUUUGUAUAUCCGAGCGACGAGCUGAAAUGGCUCGCAACCGUGGCUUUUAAUGGAGCGGUCGAUUUCUAUCUUGCCUCGGCUGAUGAGGACUGUCGAAAAUGGGGAGAGAUUGCGUUGACACUGGCUGGUUUGAUAAAGGAUGAUGGUGCGCUGUUGAGACUGCUGCGGCAAAACUAUGCCAAGCUCUUGUGA
Molecule: messenger RNA, 1986 nt
Organism: Aspergillus thermomutatus
Lineage: Eukaryota; Fungi; Ascomycota; Eurotiomycetes; Eurotiales; Aspergillaceae
Product: SPO22/ZIP4 family meiosis protein
Exons: 12
Coding region: 1-1986 (661 amino acids)
Biological process (GO): regulation of synaptonemal complex assembly; meiotic cell cycle
Molecular function (GO): protein binding
Source: RefSeq, a predicted model, not a curated record